Molecule: messenger RNA, 352 nt
Organism: Phalaenopsis equestris
Lineage: Eukaryota; Viridiplantae; Streptophyta; Magnoliopsida; Asparagales; Orchidaceae
Product: peroxidase 52-like
Exons: 2
Biological process (GO): response to oxidative stress
Molecular function (GO): peroxidase activity; heme binding
Source: RefSeq, a predicted model, not a curated record
UUGCAGAGUGCAGGCCCAGCUCUCAUCCUCUAGCUUCUAUGCCACCACUUGUCCGAAGUUGCAGAGCAUUGUGAGCUUAUCCAUGGCCAAAGCAGUGGCCAAUGAACCUCGCAUGGGGGCUUCCAUUCUUCGCCUCUUUUUUCAUGACUGCUUCGUUAAUGGUUGUGAUGCAUCAGUUCUGCUCGAUGAUAACUCAACUUUUACUGGUGAAAAGAACGCUUUCCCAAAUCAAAACUCGCUUCGUGGAUUUGAGAUAAUCGACAGUAUAAAAUCUCUUGUGGAGGCGUCGUGCAAAGCCACUGUUUCGUGCGCGGAUAUCCUCGCGCUUGCUGCUCGCGAAGGUGUUGUCCGG